GGUGCAUCUGCAUAUCUUCCUUACCUCUCUCCUGCAGCCCGCUGCUAGUACUAUCUAAAACCUCGCUUUGACCUGCCUUAUUGCCGCUUCCCGUCCCGGAGCUUGUCGUCUUCCCAACACUAGCUGCGUCUCGCCGACCCCUCCAGGAAAGGUCGAUGGUGCUCGCGGCUAUCUCUAAGACCAUUUAAAUUAUUUGCUGGGCCAUGUAACAUUUCUCUCCUUCCCUUUCCCGUCGGAUGCCGCGCAAAAGGGCCGCAGACCGCGUGGGUCCUGUCAAGACCCGAACUCGCACGGGCUGCAGAGAAUGCCGCCUCAGUCGGGUCCGCUGCGAUGAGAGGAAGCCAUCCUGCACCCGCUGUCGGGAAAAGGGGCUCGUCUGUUCGUCUCCACUCAUCUUGAAAUGGGAAUCUGAGUUUGUGAGUCGUGGGCAGGCCUUUGGCAGGGCCGGCGUCUGGAGCAAGUCUCGCUCCCCUGUUGCUGAAGCCCAGGCUGGGGGACGACGCCAAUCCCUCUCUCCAUCUUCACCUGCUCCUUUAUCCGCUGUGCAGGAAUGGUGCCCUCUUCCUCCUAUUCGGAGUUGGGUUUUCAUCAAUAGCAGCGUCUCGACAUUCGAGCGUCCGCACCAGAUGCCCGUUGCGGCCGAUGACCCCAACGCUAUCGUUCGCUACAGCGACGCUGGUUCAGCGCAGGAUAUGCAGAUGUCCCUCGUGGGCAAGACUGCUGAUGUCGACGAUGAUAUAUUCGUCUUUCAACCAUUGCAACUACAGCUACCCGGGCCCGGAAAAUCGUUACCCUUAUUCCCUCAUCUCUCAGAGUCGCCCCAGAUCCAGUUGUUCGACUACUAUCUUCAACAAGUAUGCCCCCGCACCACUGCAAGCUCUAGGUCGACGUCCCCAUUUGCGUCGGUCAUCCUUCCUUUCUGUUUGACCGCAUCGCCAACCCUCUUUAGGGCCAUCCAGGCCUUGGGGGCAUGCCACUGGUCUCGGUUCAACCCGUCAUAUCAUGCCGUUAGUCUCCGGUUGAAGUCGUCGGCUUUGCGUGAUCUUCGCCAACGCCUGACUACCCGAGGAUUUCCAUCAUGCUCUGCGGACCCCGAAGUAUUGGUCGUCAUGUUGAUGCUUUGUCUUUGCGAGAUUGUGGAUAAUUGUGACCAGCAUUGGACUAUCCAUCUAAAGGGCGCUAAAGAAUUGAUUCGGCUUAGGAGACAACAAAACGUUACACUCUCAUUACCACCUAUUACCCAGACACAGGACCCUGUUUCCGCAUUCGCAGAGUCCUUCUUUGCGUUCCAGGAUGUCAUGGGACGAACCGCCUGUGGCGAGGAAGUGCUUUUUGGAAGCGACUACUGGCAAGAGAACGGACGUAUUAUCGACACGUGGAUGGGCUGCAGUCCAGAGCUAGCAUCCAUCCUGUCUUCUAUCACCGAAAUGAGUCGUACGAGAAGACAAUUUAUGACCGACGCAGCCAGACCGGCAUUCUCGCAACGUGCAGCUUCCCUGGCGUAUAAACUAGAAAACCUGGUACAAGAGCCAGAUGAUUGCGAAGACAGCACCCUCAGAACAGCCGCAGAACUGAAACGACUGGCGGCGGUACUUUAUCUUCACUGUGCACUAUACGGUGCAUCACCAUCCACAACAUUGGUAACUGACUACGUCCGGACGAUUCUGCUACACGUAUCGGAACUCCUUGACCGCAGAGCUGUAGUCGGCAUAACAUGGCCGCUCUUUGUUGCUGCCGUGGAACUCGACCCUUUGAACGACGAGAUAUGGUCUGAUUCGAACAAGGAGACGGUUAUUCAUGGACGGCCACUUGUCUUGCGUGCAUUGGCAGCGAUGGCAGAGUCCACUGUUUCAAAUGUUGCGCGGACGCGAGCUGUCAUCGCUAAAGUAUGGCAAGCUAGAGAUCUUGACAUGCUCCAGGGCUCCUCUGUGGGAUCUUCUCGUGACCCUGCGAGUUGCAACGACUGGGAAUGGUAUGUUGCACCAAUUAGCACUGCGAUGAGCCUGGCAUGAAUGGUGCCUGAUGUUUACGAGCCGUAAUGUGCCAUUGGAACGGAUAUAAGCAUAGGUAUAUACUAUCAUGUCUCUGGAUGAUUCAGCUCAUGUAUACCCUCUCCCUCUCUCUCUCUUCUUAUUCUCAUACUGCCUCUAUUUCGUGUUGAGUUACGGCUACCGCUGUCUCGAGGGUGUAGGAGUUACAUGUGUUGAUGCAAUUGUUACAAUUUGGGCGCUGGAGGUCAUCUUUGCAUAGUUUUCUUUGGGUCACUUGGGGCAGGAAGAGGAUUUCUGCCCAAUUAUCACUCAGUAUGAACGUUUUCUGUAUAGCUUCUCGAGUAGCCAGACAACCUUGGAAGUAUUUCUAUGAGGAUAUUCUGUCUCACCGCCUUAGUUGCGCUAUUCUGCCGGACGAACGUCACAUUUCUGAGGAGGC
Molecule: messenger RNA, 2430 nt
Organism: Monascus purpureus
Lineage: Eukaryota; Fungi; Ascomycota; Eurotiomycetes; Eurotiales; Aspergillaceae
Source: the annotation of a GenBank genome assembly